UUGAUCUAGUCUGUAGAUCCUUGUCUCAUGGGCAAAUCGGGGAGGUUAAAGCGUCGACCAACCCCAAGCAGCAAGGAGAAGUCAGGAGGUGAAGUUGCCUCGGUCAAAGACGGGCAAGUUCCUGCAAAGAAAAAAACAAAAGCCCAAAGCCUUGGCAAAGGUUCCAAACAGCCGAAGAGAAGGGCUCAAGAGGCUCAAGAGCUUGAAGCGACGCAAAUCCAGAACAUCAGGGACUCCGCAGCUGGUUCCAGCAGAUUGAAUGAAACUUUUGAAGUUGAAUUCGAAUUCUUUGAUCCAGAAGAAGAUGAUUUUCAUAGUGUUCGAGAUUUGCUAUGCAGUGGCACUCUGGGCAGCUUGGAUUUGGAUUUCUCCAGCCUUGCAAACAGUAUCGUGGAUCAGGUCAAUAUUGGAACAAUGGUGAAGUCAGGGGUCGAAGAGGCACAGCAGACGCAGACACAGGAGGCGGCUUCUGAGGAAGACGACGUGACCCUUUGUGGCAUGCUGACAAUCUUGAAUUUGAAGCAAUUCGCUGAAGAAGCUUGGUGCAAAACUCUUCUUGCUCUGCUCAAACUCAGGCUGGACAAGCAGUUGCAGCAGUACAUACUAGGGCCAGCACAAGCUUCUGGAAAAGAGCAAGUGGGUUUGAUCAUCUCAGAAAGGUUUGUGAAUCUACCGCUGGAAGUUAUACCAGCCAUGCACAACGUGAUUCUGGAAGAUAUCAGCUGGUCUUGCUCUACAGAGUACUGUCCCCCAGAGGAGCGACCCUUCUAUUUCUUCACGCACUUUAUUUGCCUGGCGCGCUGCCAUUCGCUAUCUGCAGCAGCUGAAUCAGAAGGUCAGACCUUUCAGCACAAGGACGGUUCUCGCCUCCUAUUUUCACGUGCGGAGGAGUUGGCGCUGGCCCAGGCUGCCUCCUUUGUUUCAAGCUUUUCGCAGCCAUCCAAAGAGGGCCCGUCGUCGUUUCAAUCGCAGCCGGGAUCAAGCAAAAAAAAGAGGAAAGCAGAACAAGGAGGCAGCGUCAUUAAGGGCCAGGAGCGCCUGGCUGUGCUGUGGCUCACACGGCAGGCGCCCAGAGAGAGACGCUCUUGACGUGUAACUUUUAGCUGUUGGAUUCCUUGGGUUGCGCUUGAGACUGCUGGAGUUCACCUUCCGCUGGAAUAGCCAGGCUUAUGAGAGCGCUGUGAAGAGUAUGCGAGAAUCCUUGAAAGCCUCGACUUGAAAGCCUUGCCAAAAGGAAAAGCGACAAUCCUGCUUUGCAUACCUCCCCUGAUCAAACGGCAGCCCUUUGCUCUUGAGUGAGACACUCUGGAAGAUUUUCCUUGCGUCACAUGCCAUUGGAAGAUACCAGAACUACUACAGGCAUGAAAUCUCUGAAGCAAUCUAAAACUUAUGGCAUGCAGGCGGCAGUGAACAUAGACACAUGUAGUUAGAUAUGGUAUGUUUCUUCAGAUGUGCAGAGAAGUCUGCUGGAGGCUUACAUCCGGUUCAGUGAGAAGCAUUUUAGUGAUCCUAAAGUAGAUAGAAUGUAAAAUCGGAGGGUGCUGGGAUUUAUGCUGGAUGUUGGCCAAAA
Molecule: messenger RNA, 1570 nt
Organism: Cladocopium goreaui
Lineage: Eukaryota; Dinophyceae; Suessiales; Symbiodiniaceae
Source: the annotation of a GenBank genome assembly